Messenger RNA from Seminavis robusta, 1707 nucleotides. The record is from the annotation of a GenBank genome assembly. NCBI's taxonomy places the organism in Eukaryota, Bacillariophyta, Bacillariophyceae, Naviculales, Naviculaceae.
AUGAUGGCACCAACUAAAGACAACAUUCAUGAAGACGUCAACCAUGUGGAAGAUGCCAACAGCAACCUCAAUGAAGGCAUUGACACUGUGGAAGGGGGUGAUGCCUCCUUCUGGAAAAGCCGUAUUGUUGGUGACUACGACUAUGGCCGUCUCUGCAUGCCCCGUUUCAAUCCCUGGAAGAAGGAAAACCAGGAACCCCUGCCCGCAUAUGGGAAGGAUUCUCGCCUUGCCUUUUUGGUUGCAAUGUUCCUUGGAUUCCAACAUUCGCUUGCAGCUGUUGGAGGAACUGUUCUCCCAGGGAUCUUGAUCGGAAUGCAAGAUCCAUCUGGGCAGGCCGGAUCUUACCUUGUUUCCUAUGCGCUCAUUGCCAGUGGAAUCUGCACCUUCAUCCAGAUUAUGCACACACCUAUCCCCAAAACAAACUAUUUUCUUGGAUCCGGUGUUCUUUGUGUGAUUGCAACUUCCUUUGCAUUUCUCCCCACUGCACAACAGGCAAUUGAAAUCCAGAUGAAAGAGGGCAAGACAUUUGAUGAAGCCUAUGGAGGUCUCUUGGGAGUUUUCAUGGUGGGUGCAAUCUUCCAGAGUGCCUUCUCCUUCAUUCCUGGUAGAUUCCUCCGUCGUAUCUUCCCAGCCUGGCUUGCUGGGCUAGGAGUUUUCCUUAUUGGUCUUUCUCUGGUUGGAGUUGGUGUGCAGCAGUGGGGUGGCGGUGGUCACUGCCUUGCAGGAGGUGACUGUGGUGUUGGGUAUUCCAACUUGCCCUUUGGAUCUGGAGAAUACCUUGGCCUAGGAUUCUUCGUCAUGACUGUCAUCAUCAUUAUUGAACUAUUUGGAUCCCCCUUCAUGAGGAGCUGUGGAAUUGCCAUCUCCAUCCUACUUGGAUACCUUGUGGCGUCGCUAACCUCUGAUCGCAACGGAGAUGCCUACACCAGCAUGGAAGCUGUCAAGGAAGCCCCAGCAGUUCUCUUCCUCUGGACAAAGACUUUCCCCAUUGGAUUCUACGCCCCAGCUCUUCUGCCUACUCUUUUUGAUGAAACUGUGCAAGGCGGCCUUCUUGCCGAUGCUGUGAACUCUUUCCUCUCAGCCCUUGCCAUGCUUCUCCCCAGCACUACCCUCUCCCAAAACAUUGGAAUCAUUUCGUUAACAAAAGUUGCCGCUCGUGAUGCCGGUUUUGCUUGUGCAGCAUGGAUGUUCCUUUAUGGAGUUUUUGGCAAGUUUGGAGCAUUCUUCACAAGCAUCCCUCUGCCUGUUCUUGGGGGCUGCUCCACAUUUCUGUUUGCCAACAUUGCUGUUUCGGGAAUCAAGGUUAUGACCACCCAUGGUAUUGACCGCCGAUCCCGCUUCAUCAUGGCAGUUUCUGGAGCUUUCGGUAUUGGCACUAUCAUUGUCCCUCAAUGGUUUGCCAGUGGAAACUUUUUGGAUUGCCCAGCUAUGGAAGAUCCCUUUGCCCGUGGUGUCUGUGAUGCUGUUGUGAUCACGUUGAGUACUGGAUAUGCUGUUGGUUGCCUUUCAGCUCUUCUUUUGAACACAAUUUUGCCAGCAGAUGACGAAGAGGAAAUCACUGAGGCAGAAGGUCACGAUCUGCUUGGUAAGGCCACAAAAUCGGUCGAUGAUGCUGAGUCAGCUGAACCAAGCAGUGAUGAAAGUGAAGAACUUGCGGCAGUGGAACCUCAAGAAGGAUACUACACUUAUGAAGAAUUCAGCGCCUAG